Messenger RNA from Pocillopora verrucosa, 771 nucleotides. The record is from RefSeq and is a predicted model, not a curated record. Lineage: Eukaryota; Metazoa; Cnidaria; Anthozoa; Scleractinia; Pocilloporidae.
CUUUGUCAAAGCGGCUGAACUCGUUAUUACGGCGGCCGAAAACAUAUAAAUUUCCUCCACCGUUCUUCCAUUUCAAGCGUUACCUUACGGAUACAAAGUUGAAAACAAAGAUCAGUAAUUCAGACAAGCGUUAUCAAUGAAGAAUAUCACGUGGUGUAUGACCAUUUUGGUUUCCAGUCUUCUCAUAAUUGCAACAGGCUCACGGCAGACUGAUCAUGAAUCAAAUGCUGGCGAGAAGAUCGCAAUUCGUGUUUUCAACCACGACUAUCGAGCAACUGUGAAUGAUGUCCUCAGAAAACUGGAGACUGCACAACUCCAACGCAGGGGUUUCACCAGAACAGUCAUCAACGAAACUGUCACAACAGCAGAUGAAAGACCAGUUACUUCCACGGUACUUCACUUUUACAAAAAAAUUCCUUGCAGGCAGUUGAUGUAUGUUGAGGAAGAAGUGCGAAGACUUUGGCCCGAGGCCUGGGGAGAGGAGGUUUCUAGACGCGUUGUCUCCGCCGCUUCGCGCGCGAUGCUUUUUAGCGGGAAAAUGUGCACGGCUGGCAUAGAGGUUCAUUUCCCGCCACGCGGAGGUUGUGCUGCGAAGAAGGAGAAACGAAGCAGUAAACGAAAGUGUGAAGAUUGGUGUUUAUUUUGCUUUAGUGCUAAUGCCGAAAAUUAACACAAUAACAAUUUAUACUUAUUUUUGCAUUUUAAAUUUUAAAGUUUUUGUUGCAGUUUAUGCGAAGGUACACUUAAAAUAAAAAUCUUUAGAGUGAAGUA